Messenger RNA from Pyrus x bretschneideri (Chinese white pear), 1563 nucleotides. Its product is annotated as proteasome assembly chaperone 2. Gene Ontology annotation, cellular component: nucleus; cytosol. The transcript is spliced from 10 exons. The record is from RefSeq and is a predicted model, not a curated record. Gene Ontology annotation, biological process: proteasome assembly. Bases 487 to 1332 code for a protein of 281 amino acids. NCBI's taxonomy places the organism in Eukaryota, Viridiplantae, Streptophyta, Magnoliopsida, Rosales, Rosaceae.
CCUAAAAUCAAAACCGAAACACCCAGCCCUCGUCGUUUCUACUCCUCGCGGUGGCUUCUCAGCCGAAACCCAGAAGCACCCCCUAAACGCCCUUGCAAACGGAGUUGCUGGCAUACUGAAAAUUUGAGAGUCCAAAAGGAAAACUCGAGUGACAGAGAACUGAAGCAUCGAUUUGUGGUUCUGAUCUCCACGAUUUUCAGAUCCAAAAGGAAGCAUCUCCCUAUAACCAGCCUAACCUAGGAGCUUGGUUUUGAUUCAAGCUUUCCGAUGGUAAUUGGACGAUUCCUUCAACGCCCACCAUCAAUUGAAAUCUGAAUCUGAUCAGGUCUGUCAGAAAAUCAUCCCGUACGCAACGGAGUGGAUGCAAGUUUCUUGAAUGCGCCUUUGAUUGAGGCCCACUAUCCUUGUUUGAACAACUUCACAGUCACAGUGACUGACUCACCAAUCGUAAAUUUCAGCUCAGCCAUUGCCUUCUUUUUCACGACAAUGGAAUUCGUUGCUGAACAAGGCAAACACGCCCAUGGUGGCUCUUCCACUCUGAUCCUGCCAGCUUUGUCAAUUGGAAAUGUGGGGCAGCUUGCAGUGGACCUUCUAGUUGCAUCAAUGAAAGCAGAGAGAGUUGGGUAUUUGGACACUCCAUUUGUGGUUCCUUGUGUCGGCAAUGAUGCCUAUGGGCCUGUUCCUAAUGGGGAGCUUGCUCUCCCUCUCGAAGCUUAUGAUUCAUCUUCCAAUGCAAUGUCUCUAAUCCAACAAAGGUCCCCUGUUGUAAAGGGAAGGAUGAUUGAAUUUGCUAAAUGUGUGGCUGAUUAUGUUGCUGCUAGUGGAAAGAAGAAUGUUGUUGUGCUCUCGAGCUUGGAUUUUGGGAGGUGGCAGAGAGUUGAUACGUCAAGUGGUUUGCAGAUGCAUUACCUGUCUAGCACCAAUUCAGAUGGAACAGAUGAUUAUUGUGAACAGCUUGGGUGGAAAAGUCUGCAGGAAUAUAACCCCACUCAGAAGGCCUGGAAGUAUCUCAAUACAUUAGCUGAGGGCAAUGCUGUGCCGGAGGACAUCUUGCCCUUUGAAGGCGAACUAGAAGAAGAAGAAUAUUACUACCCGAGCUUGCCAUUCGCGGCACUUUUUUCUUGUCUCAAGGCCAAAGGAUUGAAGGUUACCUGCUUAUUAUGCUACUGCUCAGAAGGAGACAACAUACCUGAUGCUUUCCAUUUGGCCGAGGCAGCAUGCAAACUUCUGCAAUUAAAUCCCAGUAAUUUCCAUGGCAACAAUGAUAAAUGGGUCAUUCCAUGUUCUUGGAAGACUCUGUAUGGACCACCGGCCGAUAUGUCCCUGUUUUAGGUAGUUUCCUUUGACCUGGGCAUCUACAACACUGCAACGAUGGGGUACCAACUUGUUUCGGCUCCCUUUUUCUGAGGCUCUUUUAAAAGUUUUCUUGGUAAAGAAAAGGAUAUGGGGUAAACUGCCAUUUCCCCCUGAAUCAUCACUUCAUUGUCAAUUUCCCCCUCGAACUAUUUUUUCAGUCUAAUUCUUAUCUGAAAUGAUUUAUAAGUUUGAUAUUCUUAUUUUGCA